Messenger RNA from Echinops telfairi (small Madagascar hedgehog), 1029 nucleotides. RefSeq names its product enoyl-CoA delta isomerase 2-like. The record is from RefSeq and is a predicted model, not a curated record. Lineage: Eukaryota; Metazoa; Chordata; Mammalia; Afrosoricida; Tenrecidae.
AUGCUUUGCGAAGUCGUGGUGGGGCGGCGCCAUUGGUACCUGAAUUACACAAACAAGCACAAAGACCACCCCAGAAGAGCAGGAAACGAGCUGGAUCUUGCACGGCCCCUUUUGUCCCACAAGGAGUCCUGCGGCACAGGGAAUGCUUUUGGCAAUCUCUCCAAGAAAAUGGCCAAGCAGAGCUAUGUGGAUUUCAUGUCCGAAUUCAGGUCAGCCAAAUCCCCCAGUCAAGGGGAAGCUGGUGCCGGGAGUACACAGUCUGGAUAUGACACCCUUGUGGUAACCUCAGAAGACUGCAUCACAAAAGCCAUGCUCAAGCUCCCCUCCAAAACAAAACCAAAAAAGGCACUCCAUCAUAAAGUGUAUCCAGAACGCAUACUUGCACUUGAAGCAGCCGUUAGGGAUGACUCAGCUGUCACCGUGAGAAGAGGAAGUGGUGACCAUUACUGUAGUGGAAAUGACCCGAACGACUUAGCCAUGAUGACGAGAGAAAGGCGCUCAAAUGCUGCCAUUUGGCUGAGGGGUUUUGUAGGUUGUUUUAUAGAUGUCCCUAAGCUGCUGGUUGCCAUGGUAAAUGGCCCAGCUGUGGGGAUCUCCUUCGCCCUUCUUGAGCUAUUUGAUGUCGUAUAUGUUUCUGACAGGGCGAGGUUUCAUAGCCGUUUGAGUCCUUUGGGUCAGAGUCCAGAAGGAUCCUGUUCUCACAGCUUUCCAAAGAGACGGGACUCAGCCAGAGCAGCCGAGAUGCUCAUUUUGGGAAAGAAGAAAACAAGAGAAGCCUGUGCUCAAGGACUUGCCACUGAAGUGUUUCUUGAUGGCGCUUUUCAGAAAGACGUUUGGACCAGGCUCAAAGAAGAGGCAAAGCUUCCUCCCAGUGUCAUGAGAAUGUCAAAGCAUCUUAUCAGAAGUACGGAGAAAGGUAAGCUACAUGCUAUUAUUUCUGAAAAAAGCUGUGUCGUCCAGGGCAGAUGGCAGUCGGACAAAUGUACAAAUGCACGCAUGGACUUCUUAUCUGAGAAAGAAAAGCUGUGA